Molecule: messenger RNA, 2901 nt
Organism: Corapipo altera (White-ruffed manakin)
Lineage: Eukaryota; Metazoa; Chordata; Aves; Passeriformes; Pipridae
Gene: RXFP1
Product: relaxin family peptide receptor 1
Exons: 18
Coding region: 299-2599 (766 amino acids)
Biological process (GO): G protein-coupled receptor signaling pathway
Cellular component (GO): membrane
Molecular function (GO): protein binding; G protein-coupled receptor activity
Source: RefSeq, a predicted model, not a curated record
CAUGCAUACAGCACAGACUUUGCCUGCCGCAGAACAGACCCCAUCCUGUAAAGGCAGAGCCUGAGGAGCCAAUGUGAUCCUGGAAAUCUUCAUGUGCAUGUGUGCCAGAGAAGGGGGAGAGAGAGAGAGAGACCUGGUGUGAAGGAGAGUAGGGGAGGAAGGCAGGGAGAGAAGGGAGCUUGCUUCACGCACUGCUGAAGGCUGUCAGAAGCAGAUCAUACAAGCAACACUCUGGCUGGUGCACAGUUUAAGGGACAACAUUCACUGACUUUAUUCAUUGAAUUGCUGAAGGACAGAUAUGACAUCUAACUGCUGCUUCUAUGUGUUCUUGCUUAUUGGUACCAGGGUCAUCUGUGACUCUUUGGAAGAUCAUGUUUCUGGAACUGGGGUCAGGUGCCCCCUGGGCUACUUUCCAUGUGGCAACAUCACAAAGUGUUUGCCCCAGCAACUUCACUGUAAUGGUGAGGAUGACUGUGGGAAUCGGGCCGACGAAGAAAACUGUGAAGACAACAAUGGAUGGUCUCUGCAGUUUGAUAAACAUUAUACAAAGGACAAGUACAAUAAACUGAAAUCUCUGUAUGCAUUUCAGAAAAAGACACCUGAGUGCUUGGCUGGUGAUGUACCAUCAGAGUGUACCUGCCAAGGGCUGGAGAUCUUCUGUGAUGCUGCCAAAUUACGAGCUGUCCCAUCAGUCUCUUCAAACAUAACCGUAAUGUCUCUUCAGAGGAAUCUGCUAAGAAAACUUUCUGCUGAUGUUUUCAAGAAAUAUCAAGAUCUUAAAAAUCUGUAUCUUCAGAAUAAUAAAAUUAGAGCUGUAUCUGAACGUGCUUUCAAAGGAUUAUACAAUUUGACAAAAUUAUACCUGAGUAACAACAAGAUAACUAGUUUGGAGCCUUUUGUUUUUGCAGACCUCCACAGACUUGAAUGGCUGAUAAUUGAAAAUAAUAGGAUAAAUCGGAUCUAUCCAUUAACAUUUUAUGGACUCAAAUCACUUAUUCUUCUGGAAAUGAUGAAUAAUUCUCUUGCUCGUUUGCCUGAUAAACCUCUGUGCCAAUAUAUGCCAAGACUAAACUGGCUAGACCUUGAAGGGAACCAUAUCCAUCAUGUGAGAAAUGCUACUUUCAUCUCCUGCAGCACUCUAACUGUAUUGGUGAUGAGACGAAAUAAAAUCAGCUCUCUAAAUGAAAACAGCUUUUCUUCUCUCCAGAUGUUAGAUGAAUUAGAUUUGGGUAGCAACAAGAUUGAAUCACUUCCUCCAUAUAUAUUUAAGGAUCUAAAGGAGCUUUCACAACUGAAUCUUUCUUACAACCCCAUCAAGAAAGUACAAAUAGACCAGUUUGAUUUUCUAAUUAAACUCAAAUCCCUCAGUUUGGAGGGCAUUGAAAUUGCAAACAUCCAGAGAAGAAUGUUCAGACCCCUGAGAAACCUUUCCCACAUAUAUUUUAAGAAAUUCCAGUACUGUGGCUAUGCCCCUCAUGUGCGCAGCUGUAAGCCCAACACUGAUGGGAUUUCCUCCCUCGAGAAUCUUUUAGCUAGCAUCAUACAGAGAGUGUUUGUCUGGGUUGUAUCUGCCAUCACCUGCUUUGGAAAUAUUUUUGUUAUCUGCAUGAGACCUUACAUCAGAUCAGAGAAUAAGCUGCACGCCAUCUCAAUAAUGUCUCUUUGCUGUGCUGACUGUCUGAUGGGAAUAUAUUUAUUUGUGAUUGGAGCUUUUGAUCUUAAGUAUCGUGGAGAAUACAACAAGCACGCUCAGUUGUGGAUGGACAGUAUUCACUGUCAAUUGGUUGGAUCGCUGGCUAUUCUGUCUACAGAGGUGUCAGUCUUACUGUUGACAUAUCUGACUUUGGAAAAAUACAUCUGCAUAGUUUAUCCUUUUAGGUGUUUGAAGCCCAGAAAAUGCAGGACAAUUUCCAUUUUGGUUCUUAUCUGGAUAAUUGGGUUUGCUGUUGCUUUUAUCCCACUGAGCAAUAAGGAAUUUUUCAGGAACUACUAUGGCACCAAUGGUGUCUGUUUUCCUCUUCACUCAGAACAAUCAGAAAGUUCAGGAAGUCAGAUUUACUCUGUUGUCAUUUUCUUAGGUGUAAACUUGGCAGCUUUUAUCAUCAUUGUGUUUUCCUAUGGGAGUAUGUUCUACAGUGUUCACCAAACAGCUAUUAUGGCUACUGAAAUUCGGAAUCAUAUUAAAAAAGAGAUGAUCCUUGCUAAACGUUUCUUCUUCAUUGUAUUUACUGAUGCACUAUGUUGGAUACCUAUUUUUAUUUUGAAACUCCUUUCUUUACUUCAAGUAGAAAUACCAGGUACCAUAACUUCUUGGGUGGUGAUUUUUAUACUGCCAAUAAAUAGUGCUUUGAAUCCUCUUCUCUACACUUUGACUACAAGACCUUUCAAAGAAAUGAUUCAUCAGGUUUGGUACAAUUACAGACAAAGAAGAUCCAAAAGAGGUAAAGGCAGCCAGAAAAUAUAUGGUCCAUCAUUCAUUUGGGUAGAGAUGUGGCCAAUGCAUGAAAUCACGCCAAAGGUUACGAAGCCUGUGCUUUGUACAGACUCUUCUGAUGCUUCAGUGACUACACAGUCAACAAGACUAAAUUCAUACACGUAAACACAUUCUGAAUCCUCACGGUGACAUUGGUACUGUUAGCUUCAUAUCUGUGGGCUUACUCCUUUACAGCAAUGAGGAAAAACGAGGGAGGUGUGACACUUGGGCUCACGUGAACCACUGCGGCAAGAAGAGGGAAUAAUAAGUCUGAGUAUAGGUAGAACUGACGCAACAAUAAUUUUACCAUCUCACAGCAGUACCUGACAUUUUGACAAUUCAUCCUAGAUCAGAAUGAGAAAUCAGUUGUUCGGGAAUUUUUUCUUCCAGAAGCCAGGAGUGUGGAAAAAAAUUAUUUUUCAUUUAAA